AUGGCUGAUGAUCAAACAGAUGAGAUUUUAUCUCGUCUUCGAGGUAUAUCAUCAGAUGAAAAAAGUGAAAUCGGAAAAAUGAAAUGUAGAAUAGAUGAUCAAGCUCGUCUUAUAAUGAUGUUAAAAAAAAGAAAUGAUGAAUAUAUUCUAGCAAAUAUGGCAUUGGAUAAACAUUCAAUCGAAUUAGAAAGACAAAUUGAAGAUUUACGUGAUCAAUUAGAAGAAGACGAAAGAAUGAAAUACAAGAUAGAAGAAUUGAGACAAACUAUUGAACAAUUGAAAACAUCGAAUGUUCAAUGGGAAUUAAAAGAACAAGAAUUCAAUAAAAGAUUUUUAUUUCAAAAUGAUAAAUAUGAAAAUGUUCAACAAGAAUUAUUAUCUUUUAAAAAUAAAAUUCAAACAUUAGAAAAAUUAUUAGAAGAAUCAUAUGAAAAUAUUGAUCGUUUAAAAAAUGAUUCAAAAAAACAAUUAAAUCAAAAAGAAAAUCUAAUUGAUAAUCAAACAAUUCAAAUGAAUCAAUUUCAAACACAACGAAAAAAUCUUGAACAAAUAGUAGAAGAAAAAGAAAAAGCUAUUCAACAAAUCGAACAACGUCAUUUAAAUGAUCUUGAUCAAUUAAAAAGCAAUAAAACAUCAUUAGAAAAACAAAUAAAACAGCUUGAACAGCGUCUUCAGGAAUAUUUAACUAAUGAAGAAAAACUUCGUCAAAAAUUAACUAAAACAGAACAUUUGUUAAACGAAGCUAAUCAAAGAUUUAUAAAUGAAGAAGAACGUAUUAAUUGUGAUGUUCGAGUUGAAAAACUUCAAUUGAAACUUAUUGAAAGUCAACAAAAAAUAGAAAAUAUUGAACAGGAAUUUCUCGGUUAUAAAAAUUAUACAACAACUUUAUUAAAUAAAGAAAAACAUUUAAAUGAAAGAUUACAACAAUUAAUUAGUGGAAAGACAUCAUAA
Molecule: messenger RNA, 951 nt
Organism: Rotaria socialis
Lineage: Eukaryota; Metazoa; Rotifera; Eurotatoria; Philodinida; Philodinidae
Source: the annotation of a GenBank genome assembly